AUGGGUCUCUCCUUGGGAAGAUUGUGGCAGAUGCUUUACGGGCCCAAGGAGGUCAAUGUCAUUAUGCUGGGCCUUGAUGCAGCCGGCAAGACGACGAUCCUCUACAAGUUAAAAAUCGGAGAGAUCGUGUCGACUGUCCCGACCAUUGGCUUCAAUGUGGAGAAUGUGCACUAUGGUAACAUCAACUUCUGCGUAUGGGAUGUGGGUGGCCAGGAGAAGCUCCGAGGACUGUGGCGACACUACUACAAGGGAGGGAACGCCCUCAUCUUCGUCCUGGACAGUGCUGACCACGACAGGCUUCCACAAGCCAAAGAGGCACUCCUCUCGAUUCUACAGGAGGAGGAGCUGCGGGAGGCUCCCGUCCUCGUCUUCGGAAACAAGAAG
Molecule: messenger RNA, 384 nt
Organism: Symbiodinium necroappetens
Lineage: Eukaryota; Dinophyceae; Suessiales; Symbiodiniaceae
Source: the annotation of a GenBank genome assembly